Molecule: messenger RNA, 2176 nt
Organism: Syzygium oleosum
Lineage: Eukaryota; Viridiplantae; Streptophyta; Magnoliopsida; Myrtales; Myrtaceae
Exons: 6
Coding region: 40-1953 (637 amino acids)
Molecular function (GO): hydrolase activity
Source: RefSeq, a predicted model, not a curated record
AGAGAACGGAAGAAACACAGGAAAACAUCGGAAAAAAAAAUGGAGAAGAUCGAGCACGCGACGGUCCGCACCAAUGGCAUAAACAUGCACGUGGCGUCCGUCGGCGACGGCCCUGACACGAUCCUCUUCCUCCACGGCUUCCCGGAGCUCUGGUACUCGUGGCGCCACCAGAUGGUGUCCCUCUCGGCCCUUGGCUACCGUGCCGUCGCGCCCGACCUCCGGGGCUACGGCGGCACCGACGCACCGCCGUGCGUGGAGUCGUACACGGCGUUCCACGUGGUGGGGGACCUGGUGGGGAUGCUGGACGCGCUGGGGAUCGGGCGGGUGUUCGUGGUGGGGCACGACUGGGGAGCGAUCAUCGCGUGGUGCCUGUGCCUGUUCAGGCCCGACCGAGUUAGGGCUUUGGUCAACACGAGCGUCACGUGGUUCCAAAGGCUCAUGUGGUUCCCGAGCGAUCCGGAGGGGAAGCCCGUUGAGUCGACGAGGGCGAUGUAUGGAGAUGAUUACUACGUUUGCAGGUUUCAGAAACCUGGAGAGAUGGAAGACGACUUUGCAAAAGUCGAUAAUGCCAAGCUCAUGAAGCUAAUCCUCACAAGCCGUGAUCCAGGCCCACAUCGCAUGCCUAAAGAUAAAGGAUUCUCGGAAUUGACCAAACAAUUCGAGCAGCACCAGAUUGAGUUGCCCUCUUGGCUGACCGAGGACGACAUCAACUACUUCACCGCCGAAUUCAGCCGGACCGGCUUCACCGGAGCUUUGAACUAUUACCGUUGCUUGGACUUAAGCAGCGAGCUAUCGGCGCCAUGGGACGGAGUGCCGAUCAACGUGCCGACGAAGUUCAUAGUGGGGGACCUGGACCUCACCUAUCACAUCCCUGGCGUGAAGGAGCACAUCCACGGCGGCGGGUUCAAGCGGGCGGUGCCCAACUUGGAAGAAGUGGUGGUGAUGGAGGGAGUGGCUCAUUUCCUCCAGCAAGAGAAGCCUCAGGAGAACUCCGUGGAGAUGGAGAAGAUAGAGCACGCGACGGUCCGCACCAACGGCAUCGACAUGCACGUCGCGUCGGUCGGCGACGGCCCCGUGGUCCUGUUCCUCCACGGCUUCCCCGACCUCUGGUACACGUGGCGCCACCAGAUGCUGUCCCUCGCCUCCCUCGGGUACCGGGCCGUCGCCCCCGACCUCCGCGGCUACGGCGACACCGACGCGCCACCGUCCGCGGCGUCGUACACGGCGUUCCACAUCGUGGGCGACCUGGUGGGGCUCCUGGACGCGCUCGGCGUCGAGCGCGUGUUCCUGGUGGGGCACGACUGGGGGGCGGCCAUGGCGUGGUACUUUUGCCUGCUCAGGCCCGACAGGGUGAAGGCGCUGGUGAACACGAGCAUCGUGUUUCACCCGAGGAAUCCGGAGAGGAAGCCUAUCGAUUCGUUCAGGGCGUUGUUUGGCGAUGAUUACUACAUCUGUCGGUUUCAGGAACCUGGAGAAGCUGAAGAAGACUUUGCACGAGCUGACAUCACAAAACUUAUGAAGCUAUUUCUCACAAGCCGUAAUCCAAAACCGCCUUGUGUUCCAAAAGAAAUAGGGUUUUCAGGUUUGGCCAGCUCUCGAGAUAAAUUGCCCCCCUGGUUGUCAGAGGAAGACAUCAAUUAUUAUGCCAGCAAAUUCAGUCAGAAAGGCUUCACGGGAGGAUUGAACUAUUAUCGAGCAUUGAACUUAACCUGGGAGCUGGCCGCGCCAUGGACUGGAGUGCAAAUUAAAGUGCCAGUUAAAUUUAUUGUUGGGGACCUCGACGCUACCUAUCAUAUACCCGGUGUUAAAGAGUACAUUCACAAUGGCGGGCUCAAGAAACUUGUGCCGUUCUUGCAAGAAGUAGUCGUGAUGGAAGGAGUGGCUCAUUUUCUCCAGCAAGAAAAGCCAGAGGAAGUUAGCAAUCACAUUUAUGACUUCAUCAAGAAAUUUUGAGUUUUACGCCUUGGAGAGUUUUCUUUGAGGAAGGAGAAGUGAAUAGUUUCAUCUCAGUCUCCACAAAAUAACUAGAACGUUUGCUGAGGAUGGGCGUUGGUGUUUCAGUUGCUGCUUAUUUUAGCCUGGUUCAGAGUUAAUGUAUUUUUCUCACUUGUAUAAUGUCGUUCUUGUUACGAGGACAAGAGAAGUGAAAUGAUAGGAUCUGCACUUUGUCAAGCUA